This is a messenger RNA of Malania oleifera, 2277 nucleotides long. Its product is annotated as zinc finger protein MAGPIE. The record is from RefSeq and is a predicted model, not a curated record. The coding region runs from base 413 to 1828 and encodes 471 amino acids. Gene Ontology annotation, cellular component: nucleus. The transcript is spliced from 4 exons. Gene Ontology annotation, molecular function: DNA-binding transcription factor activity. Lineage: Eukaryota; Viridiplantae; Streptophyta; Magnoliopsida; Santalales; Ximeniaceae.
ACCCCAAAGGCCAAAACCCCCCAUGGGGGGCUUUCUUAGCUUCCCCCCUUCCUCUCUGCAACUUUAACUUUUCACCGCCCCCCAAAACUAUUAGUAUUCUAUUCACACCAAAAGGAGGUUAAAGAGUACUACAGCAUCAUAAGUGUGCGUAUGUCUGCGAUCAGAGAAAGGCCACAAGGUUACUCACUCUCUUUGGUUAUGUUUUCCUCUUAAUUAUUCCACAUCUAAAAACUCCCCUUCGUGUGUGUUAGAGAGAGAGAGAGAGAGAGAGAGAGAGAGAGAGAGAGAGAGAGAGAGGAGGAGAGAGAGAGAUCCAAUCCUUUAUGCUGUAUUCAUGAUCAUCUUCUAUAAUUAACUAAGACUGGAAUAUCACAAUAAGAGAUCGACUUAAUCGACGCAAAUUAAGCACAAUAUGUUUGAAAAGAUGGAAGAAGCAGCAAUCUCAAAUGGUUUCAUCCAAAACCCAGUAGGUGGAUCCAAUCCACCCAUCACAAAGAAGAAAAGAAACCUUCCGGGAACCCCAGAUCCUGACGCUGAAGUCAUAGCCUUGUCACCGAAGACUCUCAUGGCUACCAACAGAUUCUUGUGUGAGAUAUGUGGGAAGGGUUUCCAAAGGGAUCAAAAUCUCCAACUGCAUCGGCGAGGACAUAACCUUCCAUGGAAGCUCAAGCAGAGGAGCAGCAAGGAGCCGAGGAAGCGCGUUUACGUGUGCCCUGAAAAGACCUGUGUUCACAAUCACCCAUCGAGGGCUCUCGGAGACCUGACCGGCAUAAAGAAGCAUUUCUGCCGGAAGCACGGGGAGAAGAAGUGGAAGUGCGAGAAAUGCUCAAAACGCUACGCUGUGCAGUCAGACUGGAAAGCACACUCCAAAACUUGUGGCACUAGGGAGUACAAAUGUGACUGUGGGACUAUAUUUUCAAGGAGAGACAGCUUCAUCACUCACAGGGCCUUCUGCGAAGCCUUGGCAGAAGAAACGGCAAGAAUCAAUGCAGCAAAUUACAUAAACAAUGCAACUUCUGUCAAAAAUAUCAAUCAUCAUUUCAUGAUCGGGUCCUCACUGGGGCCUAACAUGGCUCAAGACUUGCCUAUUUUCAAUCCAAUCUCAAGCAUUACUGAUGAAACAAUAGAACAAUCCAAACGACCAGGAUUUUCUUUGCAGAUGGGAGAAGAACCACUGCUGGGUCAUGAAUCAAUGGGCAGCAAUAAUCUCCAAGAAAUUCACCAACUCGUGUCUGUGAGUUCAGGAGUGAUGUUUACAGAUCCCCUCAUCAUGUGUUCAAAUCCCCUGCCGCCUAAUUAUCAGCUAAACUGGGAUUUUGGAAGUAAGCUAUCUUCAAAUAAUGCUGAGGAACUAACAAGCAGCACUUCACUUCCAUUAAGCAACAACGUUAAGGAAAAUGGCACUGAAGAUCAGCUUGUGAGUGUUCCUUCCUUGUACAGCACUCACCAUCAGUCCCAUCAAACACAUUCCGCUAAUAUCUCGGCAACAGCUUUGCUGCAGAAAGCUGCAGAGAUAGGUGCAGCUUCAAGUGACCCAUCCUUUCUUGGAAGUUUUGGCAUCAAGUGCAAUAACAUGAACUAUGUCCAGGAUGGAAACAAGUUUUAUGGAUUAAUGUAUGGUUCAAACCCAAUGGAUCACUGUAGCAGCAUUAGAAGUGAUGUCGAAAACUCGACAAAUGAUCUUUCCACCUUGAACCAUUUGCAGAUGUGCCCUGCGAAACGCCAAAAGACACAGAGUGAAGAGAGUGGAGUGGGGCAAACCAGAGAUUUCUUAGGCGUUGGUUCAAGGACAAUCUGCCAUCCAUCAUCAAUCAAUGGAUGGAUUUAGUCUUAUGGGUAUUUCUUGCACUGCAUAGUACUUUCACAAUGGGAAGCAAACUUUGAAAAUAAAGUGGAAGUGGAUGAGAGAGAGAGAGAGAGAGAGAGAGAGGGAGGGAGGAGAUUGAUUUUAGUAUUGGGAAACUUUGUAAGGGGGAAAAGGUGGCUUUGAGUGGUUGAUGAGAGCAAAAAGUUGGGCUUAAGAGAACUAUUUCAGCUGAAGAGUGAGAUCCAUGCAUAUUCUCUUGAACCCUGAGAGCUUUUCCCUUUACGAAUGGAGUCUUUAUUUUUGAUAAAGGGGUAGGAGUAGUGGGGGCAAAGCAAAUGCACCUUUUGAACUCCAUUAUUGCGCAUCGUUCAUCUCUACUGUGCUUGCAUUAUUUUUCAAACUGGACUCAAAAGACAAUUAAUUUCAGUGGCAAAAAGCUUGAUUUUAUAAAAAAUUAUUUUAUUAGCUUA